Tetrahymena thermophila SB210 is the source of this 2889-nucleotide messenger RNA. RefSeq names its product calpain family cysteine protease. Gene Ontology annotation, cellular component: cytoplasm. Lineage: Eukaryota; Ciliophora; Oligohymenophorea; Hymenostomatida; Tetrahymenidae. Gene Ontology annotation, molecular function: calcium-dependent cysteine-type endopeptidase activity. Gene Ontology annotation, biological process: proteolysis. The record is from RefSeq and is a predicted model, not a curated record. The transcript has 5 exons.
CUGCACAUAAAGGAUAAUUUACCUUUGAAGGAUAAUAUUUAAUCAGAAGUUAAUAAAUUUGGAGGAUUGGCUUUUACUAAAACUAAGAUAGAAUAAAAGCAUAUUUUUAAGAAUUAAAUGUCUUGUAAAAUUUAGUAAUGUAACGAAAAAGAUAUUACGAGCUUUAUAAAAGAAUGGAUGUUUAAGUAGUUUAAAGAUGAGACUUUUUUAUAACUUUAGAAAGACUACGAAGCUGGAAUCCUCAAAAAGUAUGAAGAUCCUUACUUUCCACCUAACAAUGAAUCGCUUGGGUAAAAAAUUGUAAAAAAAUUCAAGGAUUUGGUUUGGAGAAGAGCUCCAGAGUUUAUUACUAACGUAGAAGUGCUAGAUUUAGAGGUAGAAUAGAAGGUUAAUUAGGGUAGAAUUGGUGAUUGUUAUUUACUUAAUCCAAUAGGACUACUAGGAUUAAUUCAAAAAAAUAUGAUCUCAAGAUUAUUUACCAUAAAGGAGCCAAAUUAGAUAGGAUAUUAUAGUGUUUGGUUAUUUAUUGAUGGAAAAUGGCAAUAUAUUACUGUGGAUGAGAGCUUUCCUUGGUGGAUAACUAGAAAAAAACCUUAUUUCUGUGAUAUUGUUAAUGAAAAUCAAAUAUGGGCGAUGAUUAUUGAGAAAGCAUGGGCAAAACUGCAUGGAGAAUACAGUCGUCUUUGGGGAGGCGAUACUGGAUUGGCAUUCAGAGUUAUAACAGGAGCUCCUACUAAAUCAUAUGGACUAAAAAAAUAUAGAAAAGAUCCAAGAAAGAAAGAAUAUAUUUACAAACAAAUUGAUAUGCACUUAAGUCAAGGACAUUUAAUUUCUGUUACUACAGGUGCUUUGGAUGACUAUGGAAAAUCUAUUAUGACUUAAGGACAUAGCUAUGCCUUGAUAGGAUACAAAAAAGAAGAAAAUAAAUACAUAAUUAGAGAUCCAAGAGGUCCCACUAAUGUCUUUGGCAAAGAAAUUUACGAAAUAGAUUAAGUUGAGUUGAUAUACCUAUUUUAGUGCGUGAUUGUAUGUCUUUUACAUCCCGAAUAUGUUUUCACUUAGCAUGAAUUGGUGUUUGAAGAUGAACAGUCUAAAUCUGAAAGGCUUUUUAAAAUGAAAGUUGAAAAAAAAAUGAAAUUUCACAUUAGCUUUUUCUAGCCAAAUAAAAGAUUUUUUAAAACUUAAGAUAAGAAACAAAAACAUAAACUAAGCAAAAUAACUGCUAAAGUUCUAAAAAUUGAUUCAAAGGAUGGAAUUAUAACAAAAGCAAAAACCUUAUCUUAGAGGAAUGGCAAGAGUUAACAAAUAGAUUUAGAACUUAAUUUAAAUAAAGGAAAUUAUUAUGUGUAUUGUUUAGCUGAAUGGAAUAGUUCUAUAUUUCGUAAAAUUAAUAUUUGCUCUUAUGGUUAGUAUUUUGUAGAGUUUACAGAUCUUACUUCUGAUAAAAAAUUGUGUUAGUUAAAGGAGUUUUUAGAAAUUUAAAGGUAAAAAAAAGAAGAGUAAAAAAAAUGCAAAAAAAGCAAAUAACUAAAACAAAAUAACAUUUCAUAAAAUAAAUUAAAUUAAGAAGUUGAAAUAUCAAAUUAGUAAAUAACUGAUUAGGAUAAUCUAAAAAAAGAACAGCAAUAAUAGAUUAAAUAAAAUUUAGAUUAGUAAACUUAAAAAAAUGAAAAUGAAACAAAAAUUAAUUUACAAUAGAUAAGGUAAACAAAUUAAGCAUAAAGAAAUGAUAAAAAAGCAGAUACCAAGCAAAAUGCAUAAUAAUGUAAAAAAAAUGAAACUAAAUCAGGUGAAAAAGCAGAUAAUAAACUAAAUGAGAUAGAUGAAAAAAAAUAAUCAAGCAGUGUUUCUAUUAGUAAAUCUAAUAAAUUAAAUUUAACUGAGGAAAAUGUAUCUUAAAUAUUAAAUAUUUCAUCUCAAGAAAAUAAACAUAAAACAAAUCUUUUUAAUAUCUAAGUUGAUUAGAAUUAGAAUACAAUCCCCUCUUUAAAUAAAUUAGAAAAUUCUUCCUCUAAUUAAAAUGCAGCAACCACUAAUAUUUUACUUUCUUCAGCAACUACUUCUAUUUAAUUGUAAAGAAAAAAUUAGAUAAAAAGUAAAACUUUAUUGAGCCAAAAAAGAUAUUCUCUCAACAAAAGUCAAAAUAGAGUUUAUGCUGCUUAAGAAACAAAUCCUGAGCAGUCCCAAUCAAAGAAUUAGGAAAUUCAAUAAUUAUUGUAAGGUAAUAAUAAUAAUUAAAAAGAUUUACAGAUGAAUAGAGAUUAGAAAAGCUAUCUUAAUUCUAAUAAUCAUCAGAAUCUUCAAAAGCAGAAGCUAUCUGUAAUAAUCAAGGAUAGAAGAUCACUUAAUUUAGUAAAUAACUAAAACUAAUAAAAUGAAAUUUUAUAAUUAGCAAAUCUCUAAUCCUAAAAAUUGCACGAAUAAAAAAUAGACUAAAAAACAAUUAAAGAAAAUAGAUGUUUAAAUAUACUUCCCCCUUUAUGUCCUUCUCCAUAGAUUAAAAAUUAUUGUCAAAACAAUUAUUAAAAUUCAAAGUAUCUUUCAAUGACUGAUUAAAAAAUAAAUAAAAAAAAUAAAUAGUUUUUAUAAUCAUCAGAAAAUAAAAUGAAUUAAAUGAUUAUAAACACUAAUUCUUCCAUAAACACUUAAACACAUAACUUAAAUAUUACUGAGUAGCUAAAUCAUCAAUACGCUCAAAAAAAUGUAGAAAAAAGUAUUCUUAAAAGUAUUAACUUGUUUAAUUAAUUAACUGACAUCAAAAAUGCUUCUAGCACAUUGCCUUUUAAAGAAAAGUAAGGUUAAAAAAAUAACUCUGUUGUGAAAUCAAAUAGAUAAUUAGCUGGGAACAAUUACUUGUAAAAUAAAUCUUAUUUGAAGCAAAAAGACUGA